Molecule: messenger RNA, 1079 nt
Organism: Eutrema salsugineum
Lineage: Eukaryota; Viridiplantae; Streptophyta; Magnoliopsida; Brassicales; Brassicaceae
Product: putative protein TPRXL
Exons: 1
Coding region: 134-793 (219 amino acids)
Source: RefSeq, a predicted model, not a curated record
GUUUGCCGAACUAACCUCCCUCCGGGGCCUUCUAUAGAGAGAAAUCUAGAACCUCUCCCUCCUUUCUUCUUCUUCUUCCUUUUGAGACUUAUUCAAAUUUCUCUUUUGACUUUCAAUUUCUCAAAGAAAAACAAUGGUGACCACAUCGUCUCGUACCAAGUCAAACGGCCCUGUUCUUCGUUCCCAAUCUCCGUCGGGUCGGUUUUGCGGUGCUUACUCUAAAGCCGUUCCGUCGUCUUCUUCCUCAGCGUUCGCUUCGUCUACGAGCUCUAGCUUCUCAUCGCCGUCUUCAGCUUUCUUCAGCAACCACCGUAAUCACCACGACAAUCACAGUCAUCACCGAUCAGCGUCGCCGACUCGUGUGAAUCUAUACACGGCGCAGCCGAUGGCGCAGUCGUUUCGGUAUUCUCUCGACAGCAGAUCCAUCUCGCCUACGAACCGAUCCAUCUCCGUUUCGAAGAAACAGCAGCCGAGCAGUCACAAGAUCUCUGAGACGAGAAGAAGGUGUAUGUGUUCUCCGACGACGCAUCCUGGAUCUUUCCGAUGUAGUCUCCACAAGAACGUCGCGAAUCCACACGGUCAAGGUGCGGCUUCGUAUCCGACCAACAGUUUGAAUAUGCGCCGAUCUGCGAUGACGAAUUCUCUGGUGAGAAUCGGCGGCGUCGAAGGAGAGUGGGUGAGAAGAGCCUUGACGACUCUGAUUCGACCUUCUUCGCACCAUCUGAAAAGACGAGCUGCGUAUCAGCCUCGUCCUAGUAGGCUCUCGAUCAUGUCGAAAGCCGAUGAUAAUUGAUCGGAUCUGAUUUCAGAUUUCAGGUUUGUUCUUAUCCCUAAAACCACCACAGGAUAGAUCCGGCGUAGAAGUGUUGCUCUGAAGCUACCGGAAACUCGAAUCUGACUGCGGAUAAGUCAAAGCUUGGCGGCGAGAUCUGCGGCGAUUGUGGCUGAGAAUCAACCUGGAAAUCGAGUUUUGUAAAAGAAGAUCGAAAGAAAGAAACACACCAUCAUAAUUUUUUUGUUGUUGGGUGAAGAAAAGAUGCGAAACGCAUUGUACAUACUCAUUUUACUGUUUUCAUGGU